UAUGAAACAAUCUACAAGUGUUAAGCGUACUGUAAAAAAAUCACUUGUAGAUGAUAAAGAGGUAGUUAAGCGUUCUUUGAGUCGCGAAAGAUCUCAAAUUAAGGUUAAUGAUAAAACGGGAACUAGUAAAGAUAGUAAAAGUAGAUUAAUAAGAAAUUCAUCAAACGUAGGGACCAAAUCAUCAGCUUUAUCAAAUCCAACAUCAAAAAAUGUUCAAAAAACGGUUACAUCGACUCUAAAAUCUAGGCCAACUGCAUUACAGUUAAGUAAUAUAAAAAAAAUUGAGAAUGAACGACAAAUUAAAGAAUUAAAAAAGCAAAGUAGUACAAGUCGACAAACAAUGCAUAAAACCAGUUCUCGAGUUACAACGACGAAAUAUAUUCCUGCAAAAACAAGCUCUAAACAAAAUUCAUUUAUAAAAAAUGAUACAAAGCCACCAGAUAGCACAAGACGAGAUCGUACAGUUAAAAAUACUAGCGAUAAGAUAGUAAAGCCAAUUCGUUCUAAAAGUCGUACUUUAAGCCCUAGUGAAGUAAAAAUUCUAAGAAAUCCUAGUCAAACAGAUGAUACAGUAAAAGUUCCACAAAGUAAACCUACCCCGAUUAAAAAAGAUUAUACGCCUGAGGUAAAAGCACAUGAGAGUCCCCCUUCAGAGGAUUAUAAUUACGAGGACGAUUUCGAUUCAUAUGAAUCAGAUUUCGAACAAUAUUCAUCGUCGCAUUCCUCAAGUUCUUCAAGUACUUCGGAUGAAAAAUUAGAUAUUGGAUCAAUUAGUAGUUCAAGCAGUUCAGAAUCCGAAGAGGAUAUGCCGGAUAAAACAAAGGAAAUCAUUAUCUCAAAACAACUUCAUGUUGAAGAAGAGAAAAAAAUGGAUUCGGGUAAUUAUGAUCUUAGAGAAUCAAAACGAACCAAAACAUUAAACGGAAUUAAGGAAGCCAUCGAACGUGAAAAUUCAUAUGUAAAAAAUAUUCAAGAUACAUCAUUUUCGGAUGAAGGAUUUGAUGAAAAACCUGUACGCUUAGAAAAACAAAUUCAAAACUCGAAAAAAAUGCGAAAACGCGGUGAAGAUAUUUUAAGCAUGAUAACGCUGGAUACGUUAAGUGCGAAUUUAUUAGAAAUGUUGCCAAUUCCUUAUGAAAUGUAUAUGUUAAAUUAUGGACGAGGGGAAACUCAACAAAUUUAUUCCCAAACCAACGAUGAGGAUUUGUCCGAAGAAGUUCAAACGGAUGAAAUCGAAAUGAAAAAUAUGUGGACCCAAAAUCCAACUGAAUAUUGUGGCAAAAUAAAAACAAUAGAAGAUAUUUUAGAAUGUAAUUACUUCUUAAAUGGAGUUGGAGGUGAUUCAGUUGUGAGAGCUGAACAAAAAAUCGUUAAUAUGGAGAAAUUAAAUAUAUUCCUACGAUCAACUUCGGAUGUAGUUCUAAGAUUACUUUCAAAUAAGAAUACCGUGGAAGCGUGUACUAAAGCCACGUUACCAUUUAGUAUAGGAUACAAAGCGUUAAAUACUUCAUUACAAUUUUUAAUUAAUCGUCCCAUGAGAAUACUCGAAUAUUCGAGAUCGAGUAAUAUAUUUAUAUUAACUGUACAUGAUUCGAAUUUAAAUGAAUUCAUGCCGGAAGAUCAACAGUUAUUUGCGAGAUCAUUAAUAUGCAUCUGGGAUUUAUUAGAUAUAUCGAUUCCGAGUAAAUUGUUAAUCUCGAACGAUAACGUGACUGCAGCUUGUUUUGAAUAUUCGAAAACGAAUUUAAUAUUUGGUGGAUUACAAAAUGGUGGAAUAAGUGUUUGGGAUCUAUCGGAGCACGUUUCAUAUCAUAAAACCGUUAAAGAUGAAUUAGAUAAUAUUUGGACGUUACGAACACCGACAUUUGUAAAAGAACCAGAAGAUUGCAAAGAUUUGGUUCUUGACGAAGUUGUAGCCAUUAAAUCAAUAGCUAACGAUGAAAAAUCAUUAUACGGUCAGGUCUGUUCGUUAAAUAAACGGGGACAAUUAGUUAUAUGGAUUGUAAUUACAUCAAAUUUAUCUGAAGGACAAGUGCAAUUAGUUCAAGGGUUAGCUUAUUGGGGUCGAAUACGAUUAUCUCCGUCCAUUUCAGUCAAUGUGAACAAUUUUUUAAACUGUACGAGCACUGAUUUGGAAUGUUAUGAUUUACAAAUUGAUAGCAAAGAUCCAAAUCAUUUAUAUAUUUCAACGAAUUAUGGUUUUGUUGUUCAUUGUUUAACGUUAGGAACUAAGGUUACGCCGAAAUUAUACGAAUCGAAUACUGGUUAUAACUCACCAACAACUUGUGUCGAACCCUGCCCUUUCAAUCAACCAUACUUUUUAGUUGGAUGUACAGAUGGCAGCAUUCGUUUGCAUUCGCGCUACGCAUCGAAAUCUUUAACAACAUUACUUGGUGUUGAAGAUAAUUUAAAAGAAAAUUCUAUUAAAUUAAUACAAUGGUUAAAAUCAAAACCAUUUUGUAUAUUUUCUUUAGAUGUUAAUAAUACUCUACAUAUUUGGAAUCUAGAAAACAGUGAUAUUUAUCCAAUAUAUUCCAUACCGUUUAAAGAGAAAAUUUCUACAAUUAAAGUGUUACCAAUUCAAAAUGAUAGGAAAACUCACUUGGUAAUGGGAUAUGAAAAUGGCAAGAUCGAAUUACAUGAAAUGAAUGAAGAAUAUGCAUUUAAAACAAUGGAUCAUGUGGCAAAUAAUAAUAUCGACCCUGAAAUUAAAAAUGAAACAUCACCGGAAAUUAAUGAUUCAGGAAAAAUUAAUAAGGAGGCUAAUUAG
Messenger RNA from Chrysoperla carnea, 2770 nucleotides. Its product is annotated as cytoplasmic dynein 2 intermediate chain 1. The transcript is spliced from 7 exons. Gene Ontology annotation, molecular function: dynein light chain binding; dynein heavy chain binding. Gene Ontology annotation, cellular component: cytoplasmic dynein complex. Gene Ontology annotation, biological process: intraciliary transport. Bases 2 to 2770 code for a protein of 922 amino acids. The record is from RefSeq and is a predicted model, not a curated record. Lineage: Eukaryota; Metazoa; Arthropoda; Insecta; Neuroptera; Chrysopidae.